AUGGCAAGUGUCCUCUCGGAUCUGACUUCUACCGUGACGUCCGCUCUGUCAAACCUCCCACCUCCAGACAAGAUCCAAGAUGCCGACCGCAUGCAGCUUCUGGGGGUCAUCAACCAACUGCAAUCAGUACUAGAGCCUCCCCAACUGCCUAUCCAACGAUUUUGCUUCUCGCAUUAUGGAAUCGUCGUUAUCCGGAUAGCCCAGGGUAUGGGAAUCUUUGAUGCGUUCAUUAAAUAUCAAGGCAAGGAGAUGUCACUGAAAGAGUUGUCCUCCAACGUCAAAGGCGACGAGAAACUUCUGAGACGUAUCAUGCGUUUUCUGUCCGCUCACCAUAUUUUCAAACAAACGACGAGUGAUUCAUACAAGCCUCUGCAACUGGCAAUGGUAUUCGGCAACGGGUCAGUGCCCGGGGACAUGAUCAAGCACUUCCAUACGAACAUGCAAGUGACUGCGAAGCUCUUUGAUUACUUUGAAUUGAAUGACUACAAGAACCCGGUAGACGCAUAUGAUGCUCCUUUUCAGCUCGCCUACAACACCAAGAGCCAUUACUUUGAAUGGCUGAGUCAAAAUCCCACAAAACAAGAGGUUUUCAACUCAGUGAUGACGCAGAGCCAACAGUAUCGCGGUGCAGACUGGUUCGAAAUUUAUCCGGUACAGGAACAACUGCGGGUUUCCCCAGACCAGGUUUUGCUGGUUGAUAUUGGUGGCGGCGUGGGCCACGAUAUCACGGCGUUUAAGAAGCAUUUCCCAGACCUCCCGGGCAAGCUCGUCCUGCAGGAUCUCCCUCAGGUGAUUGACACCAUCAAGGAACCUCUGCCCGAAGGGAUUACUGCUAUCAGCCACAACAUGUUUGAGCCACAGCCUAUCAGCGGUGCUAGAGCGUACUAUAUGAGAACAGUCUUGCACGAUUUCCCGGAUAGGCAAGCUCUUACCACCCUUGCACAUAUCCGAGAUGCCAUGUCGGAGGACUCUAUUUUGUUCGUUCAUGAGCAUACAGUGUCCGACGAUCUCGAUGUCCCUCCGAUCGCCGCGACACUCGAUAUACAUAUGAUGGAGAUAUUCUCCUCCCUAGAAAGAACCGAGAAGGAAUGGGUCACUCUUUUGGAAAAGGCUGGGUUCAAGGUGGUAAAGGUCUGGAAGGAGGAAUCAGUUGGACAGUCUACUGCUCUGUUCGAGGCUACUCUGCACUGA
Penicillium riverlandense is the source of this 1191-nucleotide messenger RNA. RefSeq lists its product as uncharacterized. The transcript has 4 exons. The record is from RefSeq and is a predicted model, not a curated record. Gene Ontology annotation, molecular function: O-methyltransferase activity. Bases 1 to 1191 code for a protein of 396 amino acids. NCBI's taxonomy places the organism in Eukaryota, Fungi, Ascomycota, Eurotiomycetes, Eurotiales, Aspergillaceae.